ACAUCACUCAACCCCCUCAGACUGUCAAGGAGACUGUCCACGUCACGGUUACCAUGAAGGAGACGGGCGCCGCCGUCGCCGUUACCCAGACCGUCCACGUUACUCAGCCUCCACAGACAGUUAAGGAGACAGUCAAGGAGACCGUUCACGUCACGCUUCCUCCCCAGACUGUGACGAUGAAGGAGACCGGUGCGCCAGUCGCAGUCACACAAACCGUCCACAUCACGGAGGCGCCCUCCGUGGUCAAGGAGACCGUCCAUGUGACACUGCCGCCACAGACGGUCAAGGAGACGGUCCACGUCACCGUCCCGCCCAUGGUCCACACUGUCGUUGAGACGGUCCACGUUACCGAGACCGCCGCCUGCAGCUCUACCGCGUCGGCGCCGGCCAUGGUCCACACCACGGCCGCUCCCGUCGCCGCGCACCCAAUGAUGCCGCCCCCGGCAGAGACAACAACAACAGCAGCGGCAAUGCAUCCACCCGCCGCCCCUGCGCCGAUGAUGGGCCACCCUGUCCAGCGGAGAUGGCGGGCUUGAGAAAAAUAGUUGUUUGACUCUAGCGCUAGUCCUUUGAAGGGUUGUUCAAGCAUCGGUGGAGGAGCGUAAUGUCGGGUUUGGAGGAGGUUGAGUCUACGGACGUGUGGUCGUUCAGCCGGAGGCGGAGGCUUUUCCUUUGUACGUGUCUGGUUGAACUGUUAAUGGUUUUCUGGAAGUUGGUUUGUCCGUCGAGUUUGUUGAUGUCGAGGAGGGUCAAGAGAGCCUUUGUUGCUGUUAUUGGUGUUGAUGUUGCUGUCAUUGUUGUAGUAGUUGUCAUUAGGACCACGUGAUUUCACGGUGAUCUUAAGAGGGGAAAGGGGAAAGACGAGAAAUAUGAGGAGAGAUAACAAAGACGAUGUACAGAAACCACCCCUUUUUUCUUCUUCUUCUUCUUCUUCUCAAUUACACCCUUUGCUCUAUCCUGACUUUGGCCUGAACCUCCUUCCUCACCGUG
Molecule: messenger RNA, 990 nt
Organism: Microdochium trichocladiopsis
Lineage: Eukaryota; Fungi; Ascomycota; Sordariomycetes; Xylariales; Microdochiaceae
Exons: 1
Coding region: 54-536 (160 amino acids)
Source: RefSeq, a predicted model, not a curated record